ACGCGAGAUACAACCAGUAUUCCGGUGUGACUCGUUAGAACACAACCAUGGCUAUCACCUUGUACAUGGUCGCUCCAAGCCCAGCGGUACGUGCCGUUCAAAUCACAGCCAAGGCUCUAGGAAUAGAGCUGAAGGAAAAACCUUUGAACUUUCUGGAAGGCGAACAUCUAAAACCCGAAUAUCUCAAGAUCAACCCCCAACACACUGUACCCACUAUUGUCGAAGACGACGGGUUCACUCUUUGGGACAGCAACGCCAUUAACGCCUACCUUGUCUCAAAAUAUGGCAAAAACGACUCCCUCUACCCCAAAGACCUGAAGAAGAGGGCACUUGUCGACCAAAGACUUCACUUCAAUAACGGAGUUGCGUUCGCCACCGGUUUAAAAAUUAUCGGUGCUAUUCUUCGCGCUGGCAAAACCACAAUCGAUGAUAAAGACCAGGAAGACCUGAACCGAGUUUACGCAUUUAUUGAAGCUUUCCUGGAGGGCAAGCAGUGGAUUGCUGGCGAUUGUGUGACCAUUGCUGACUACAACUUGUACGCCACUGUUAGUGCCAUGAAUGUUCUGGUACCGAUUGAUGGCAAGAAGUACCCGAAAGUGGCAGCUUGGUACAAGAAAGUCGAUGCUCUGCCCGAAGUUGAAGUGAGCAAGAAAGGCUUGGGCAUGUUCGAAGCCAUGAUUAAAGGCAAACUUAAGUAAUUAUUUAUUUUAAUUUUAUUUUUUCUAAUAAAUGUUGAGCCAAG
Tribolium castaneum (red flour beetle) is the source of this 742-nucleotide messenger RNA. RefSeq names its product glutathione S-transferase 1-1. The record is from RefSeq and is a predicted model, not a curated record. The transcript has 3 exons. Gene Ontology annotation, biological process: glutathione metabolic process. NCBI's taxonomy places the organism in Eukaryota, Metazoa, Arthropoda, Insecta, Coleoptera, Tenebrionidae. The coding region runs from base 48 to 698 and encodes 216 amino acids. Gene Ontology annotation, molecular function: glutathione transferase activity.